GGGCAGAGAGGACCUUGGACUUGAGUGCAAAAGCACGUUGGCUGAGGGUGGAAGGCAAAGGCCAGUCCUCUUUCCCUUAUAAGCCAGAGCUGGGCUGAGGAAGCUGGUUUGGUCCGAGGGUGCCAGAUGUGCACAGGAUUGCCCAGAGUCGACUUGUGAAAGCUGCUUCCCAGCCAGGGAGACAGGCAGCCAUGGGGCUGCUGACCGGGGAGGGCUUGGCGCCCCUGGCCGUGGCCAUGGCCGUUUUCCUGCUCCUGGUGGACCUGAUGUACCGGCGCGUACACUGGGCUGCUCGCUACCCGCCAGGGCCUCUGCCACUGCCCGUGCUGGGGAACAUGCUGCAGCUGAACUUCAAGGACUUGCCACACAGCAUGAGCCAGCUGCGGCGCCGCUUCGGGGACGUGUUCAGCCUGCAGAUGUGCUGGACGCCAGUGGUCGUGGUCAACGGGCUGGCGGCCGUGCGCGAGGCGCUGGUGCUCCGCGGCGAGGACACAGCCGACCGCCCACCCAUGCCAGUCUACAAGCACAUUGGCUUCGGGCCACAAGCCCAAGGUGUGAUCUUGGCGCGCUAUGGGCCCGCGUGGCGGGAGCAGCGGCGCUUCUCACUGUCCACGCUGCGCAACUUCGGCCUGGGCAAGAAGUCGCUGGAGCAGUGGGUGACCGAGGAGGCCGACUGCCUCUGCGCCGCCUUCGCCGCCCAGGACGGAUGCCCCUUCAGCCCCAACACCCUCCUGAACAAAGCUGUGAGCAAUGUCAUCGCCUCCCUCACCCACGGGCGCCGCUUUGAAUAUGACGACCCCACCUUCCUCAAGCUCCUGGCCACGGUGGAGCAGGGCCUGAAGGAGGACUCCACCUUCCUCCGAGAGCUGCUGAACACGUGCCCCAUACUCCUGCGAAUCCCCGGACUGGCCAGCAAGGUCUUUUCGGGGCUGAGGGCCUUUAUGGACCUGCUGGAUGGGCUGGUGACUGAGCACCGGGAGAGUCGAGAGCCAGGCCAGCCGCCCCGAGACCUGACCGAUGCCUUCCUAGACCAAGUGGACAAGGACCAGGGAAAGCCCGAGAGCAGCUUCACUGAUGAGAACCUGCGUAUGGUGGUCGCGGACCUGUUCUCUGCCGGGAUGGUGACCACCUCCACCACGCUGGCCUGGGCGCUCCUCCUCAUGAUCCUGCACCCAGACGUGCAGCGUCGUGUCCAGCAGGAGAUCGACGAGGUGAUAGGGCAGGGGCGGAGACCUGAGCUGGGGGACCAGACCCGCAUGCCCUACACCACAGCCGUGGUGCACGAGGUGCAACGCUUUGGAGACAUAGUGCCACUAAACCUGCCUCACAUGACGACGUGCGACACUGAAGUGCAGGGCUUUAUCAUCCCCAAGGGGACGAUGCUUUUCCUGAACCUGUCAUCGGUGCUGAAGGACGAGAGCUUCUGGGAGAAGCCCUUCCGCUUCCACCCGGAGCACUUCCUGGACGCGCAGGGCCGCUACGUGAAGCAGGAGGCCUUCAUGCCUUUCUCAGCAGGCCGCCGCACCUGCCUCGGGGAGCCCCUGGCGCGGAUGGAGCUCUUCCUCUUCUUCACCCGCCUCCUGCAGCGCUUCAGCUUCUCGGUGCCCCCCGGACAACCGCUGCCCAGCGACCACGGUGUCUAUGCCUUCCUGGUGUCCCCAGCCCCCUUCCAGCUCUGUGCUGUGCCCCGCUAGAGGCCCCGAGGCCUGGCCUCUCCCCAGCCUCACCCUGACAAUAAAGCUGCUUUCUCCUGA
Messenger RNA from Echinops telfairi (small Madagascar hedgehog), 1754 nucleotides. RefSeq names its product cytochrome P450 2D14. Gene Ontology annotation, molecular function: oxidoreductase activity, acting on paired donors, with incorporation or reduction of molecular oxygen, reduced flavin or flavoprotein as one donor, and incorporation of one atom of oxygen; heme binding; iron ion binding. Gene Ontology annotation, cellular component: intracellular membrane-bounded organelle; cytoplasm. The record is from RefSeq and is a predicted model, not a curated record. Gene Ontology annotation, biological process: arachidonate metabolic process; xenobiotic metabolic process. The transcript is spliced from 9 exons. Bases 192 to 1694 code for a protein of 500 amino acids. Lineage: Eukaryota; Metazoa; Chordata; Mammalia; Afrosoricida; Tenrecidae.